CUAUAAAAAACAAGCAAUUAAACACAGUUGCUGCAAAGGAAGUUCCUCUAAUUUUACGCACACACUAGCUCCUAUAAUGGCAAAUAAACUCAGGUUGGAGGGCAAAGUGGCUGUAAUAACAGGUGCUGCAAGUGGCAUCGGUGAAGCAAGUGCAAGAUUGUUCGUAGAACAUGGUGCUCGUGUGGUCAUUGCUGACAUUCAAGACGAACUUGGUCUCCAAAUAGCAGCAUCCAUCGGAACAGACAAGGCCAGCUACAUCCACUGCGAUGUCACUGACGAGAAACAAGUUGAAGAAGCCGUGGCCUACGCGGUCGAAAAGUAUGGCACUCUGGACAUCAUGUUCAGUAAUGUCGGGACGCUGCAUUUCAGCAGCGUCCUCGACUUAGACGUGAAGGCGUUCGAUGAGACGAUGGUCAUCAACGCCCGAGGAUCCGCAGUAGCCGUCAAGCACGCGGCUCGAGUCAUGGUUGAAAAGAAAAUCCGCGGUUCCAUUAUCUGUACCGCGAGCUUAGAGGGUAUCUUAGCUGGGGCCGCUUCAUUGGCCUAUGUAUCGUCCAAGCACGCGGUCGUAGGCCUUGUGAAAGCGGCCGCACGUGAGCUAGGGGUGCAUGGGAUAAGGGUGAAUGGGGUGUCGCCUUAUGGCAUUGCGACACCCCUGGUAUGCAAAGCCUACGGCUUGGACGCGGGACCUCUUGAAACAGCAAUAUAUGGAAAUGCUCACUUGAAAGGUGUUACGUUGAGCACGAUGCAUGUAGCACAAGCAGCACUUUUCUUGGCGUCUGAUGAAUCUGCUUAUAUAAGUGGUCAAAAUUUGGCUGUGGAUGGUGGCCUUAGUUCUAUUUUGAAGCUUGAAUAGAUCCACCAUCUCUUGUUAGUGUACUCUGUCAUCUGUCAUCUUGUAUUAAUAAAUGCUAAUUACUUGAAGGCUGAAGCAUAGCAAAUUGAAUUUGUUUAGGUCAA
Molecule: messenger RNA, 960 nt
Organism: Capsicum annuum
Lineage: Eukaryota; Viridiplantae; Streptophyta; Magnoliopsida; Solanales; Solanaceae
Product: short-chain dehydrogenase reductase 3b
Exons: 2
Coding region: 77-856 (259 amino acids)
Molecular function (GO): oxidoreductase activity
Source: RefSeq, a predicted model, not a curated record